AUGGCACCUGUCAGUCUAGAAACCGGAGAUGUGUCCAAUGACACCACUCAGCAACAGCAACAUGAUGGCACGCCCCAGGCAGAUGGGAAUACUAACUUUGAUGUCCACACAAAGGAGGUCACUGACUUUGAGCAAAGUACGCGUGUGUGCCAUGUGUGCAGUGGCUAUACCGUCUGUUGUAUAC
Sphaeroforma arctica JP610 is the source of this 184-nucleotide messenger RNA. RefSeq lists its product as hypothetical. The record is from RefSeq and is a predicted model, not a curated record. The transcript has a single exon. Lineage: Eukaryota; Ichthyosporea; Ichthyophonida. The annotation marks the transcript as partial.